GUCAGCACUCAAAACGACUUCGAUAGGCGCCGGCAAAGUGUAAAACAAACAUUCUUCAAUUGAAUAGAAUAUUUGAUGCGAGCGAAUCCUAGCGUUAAAAGAUGGCCCAAACGAGCUCCAUGAAGCUGCUGGGCGCCCGAAACAUGUCCUGUAUUGUGGAGCGCAUGGAGUGGAACAACAAGAUGGAUCUGAUUGCCUAUGGAACGGAGAAGGGCGAGGUGGUUAUCCAGCGGCUGAACUGGCAGAAGAUCGUCACCUUUCCCACGCCUGGCGAGGAUGUGCGGGUGCGCUCCCUCAGCUGGCAAAUGGACGAAACCCUUCUGGCCGUGGGCUACAGCAAUGGAAAGGUGGCGCUUCUAGACGCCGAAAGCGAGACUAUUAUUUCCGGCCUGAUCUACGAGGACGACAUCAAGAAGGUCUACUUCAGCAAGGCCAUUAACUCGAAGGAAAGCCUUGACACCUAUACCUGCAAUGCAAAGGACAAGCACCGCAGGUUCCUGCCUAAACUGCAGACACUGACCAACAUCGAUCCCUGCCUAAAAACAUUGGACCAGAAAUCCUUUCCCAAGGGAUCGCCAUGCUUUCUGGUGGUAAUAAUGCGCAGCGGGAAAGUGCACCUACUGCUCCUCGGCGCCCUGCAGGCGGGAAGCAUUGAUCUCACACAGCACAUCCUGCAUCCGGAGCAGUUCGACGUGUACGAUGUGCGACUGAACGGGGACUUUAAUGCCAUUUACGCUCUGUUGCGAGACGGACAAGAGCUCAAGAUGCUGCACUUUCACAAUCAGGUGCUGCAAGAGUGCAUGGCACCCAUGCUGGAACUGGCAACCCAUUGUGCCCACAUUUUGGAAACCAAGAACUAUAUAAAUGACACACAGCAAUGCUUGACGGAGGCCUGGGAAACCGUUCAGCUGGAGAUGGACAACAAGCUGACCAAGUACGCUAAUUCCCAGCCCUACGGACUGAUAUCCGCCCACUUUCUGGAGCUGCACGUCUUCGGGUUCGCUACCUUUGAGGUAGAGGAGUUUUUGUUCGAAACUCUGUCCGAGAAGGGUUUUAAGAAGAUUUCGAACUCUGUGGACCUUAGUUUGAGCAACCUGCAAAGUCUGGUGUUUAAGCAACUAAACGGAUCGGCCGUCAAUAUGUUUUAUUUCCUCAACACGAUCGCCGGAUUCGGACGCAUGUCGCACUUCUUUGAGUCUCUAAUUUCUCCAGAUGUGGCCAAUGAGGCGAUGCGAGCCUGCGGAGCUUUUGUUCUCAAGGUCCACGAACUGCAGCGAACGAUUGACACUUUGGUGUACGACAUGAAGCUCUUUCACGCGUGGAUGAUAUUCACAAUACUCCGUUUGUCCCAUCAAGAGAUUCCCGAUGACCUUGUGCUUACCGAGGAGGAGAACAUUGCCAUGGCGGACUUUCUGUGCGCCAUGGAACCAGAAAUGGAGGAACGAAGUGAUGACGAGGAGGAAAUGGACCCGCUAGCUGCCACGCCGCCACCGGCUCGCAGCAAAUUCAACCUGGAGCGAGUAGGCCAGUAUCUGGACAAUGCAUACUUGACUCAACCGUAUCCCAAGGAUCCCACUCAGCUGUGGGAAGAGAUGGUGGCCGAGAACGAAUGCCUGAGCCACUGCAAACUGUUUGUGCCGCACGACAAGAAUCUGUCCCUUGUGCAGCAGCGCGACAAGAUGUUCAAUGCCAUCGAUGCGGUGUUCCACAAACCAACGGAGAGCAUAAGCGGUAGUUUCAAGCUCUCCUCGGCGGUCAUAUGCGGCGAUCUACCACCCAUGGAGCCCGGUGAGGGUCUGAAGGAUCGAGAGUUCGUGACCUGCAGCUAUUAUGUCAACGAAGUAUCCAAAAGUGAUAUGUUGGCGUGCACCAUCAGCUGGCAGGAGGCCAUGAUCCUGGAGGUUAGCCGAGCGGGGGAUUGUCUGGUGCGCUGCACACGAAUACAACUACAACCGGGGAUGUUCACGCCGUCCGUUCACGAGGAUUACUACAACCUGAUCUUUGUCGAUUUACAGUUCUACAACGAAUCCUCGCUUUCGAUGCUGGCCCAGAGUACGCAAUCAAUGCCAGGCAGUCGUCCACAUAGCUACUUUAUACAAUUUUCACUCAGUGCGGCAAGAAAUCAAUGCACCCAGCACCAAAUGGGUCCACUGGUAAAACUAAAGGACGCCACUGUGACGCAUAGCAUCCAUGACAUUCUCGAUAGCGCCACCUUUAAAGGAUUGGACGGAGUUUGCGAGAUGCUAGCUGUCUCGGGUAGCCGAAAGGUGGCCACCGUACUCUCCGAUCGCAAACGCAAGAUGACCAUUUUUGAGAUGGAAAUCGAGGAGGAGGAAGACGAUACCGAAAUGUCGCAGGCCUCGUUUCUGGAAAUUAGCAAGGAGUCUGUGCUCGCGGGCGUUGCAGAUUCUGAAAAACCAGAUGCGUAGUUAAUUCUGUUUUUUGCUUGAAAUAAGACAGAAAUUCAAAUUCAUUGAAACGGAUAAAAGAGUGAUAAAUUAAAAAUUACAUUUUAAAUUAUUCGUAUAAUUAAAUAAUAUAAUUACAUAUUUCUAUGGAAACAAUGGCUAAUUAUAUGUAGACUUCUCUAUUCUAUUUUGUUGAGAAUAAACCCCUCUUUAUUUAAAAA
Messenger RNA from Drosophila ficusphila, 2629 nucleotides. RefSeq names its product anaphase-promoting complex subunit 4 (gene APC4). The record is from RefSeq and is a predicted model, not a curated record. Gene Ontology annotation, biological process: protein K11-linked ubiquitination; positive regulation of mitotic metaphase/anaphase transition; anaphase-promoting complex-dependent catabolic process. Gene Ontology annotation, cellular component: anaphase-promoting complex; nuclear periphery. Gene Ontology annotation, molecular function: protein binding. Lineage: Eukaryota; Metazoa; Arthropoda; Insecta; Diptera; Drosophilidae. The transcript is spliced from 5 exons. Bases 102 to 2429 code for a protein of 775 amino acids.